Molecule: messenger RNA, 1623 nt
Organism: Neopelma chrysocephalum (saffron-crested tyrant-manakin)
Lineage: Eukaryota; Metazoa; Chordata; Aves; Passeriformes; Pipridae
Product: acrosin-like
Exons: 5
Coding region: 47-1435 (462 amino acids)
Biological process (GO): proteolysis; acrosome reaction
Molecular function (GO): serine-type endopeptidase activity
Source: RefSeq, a predicted model, not a curated record
GCAAGGAGCCCUCACUUUUUGCAGCUGACACGUGCCUCUGGUAGCCAUGAAUUGGCUCUGCCUCCUCGUCCUGCUGGCCACGUGCGGGCUUGCACACGGCACAUGGGACAACUGCGGAUCGGUGUGCGGGUUCCGAUCCAUGGGUUAUGACUACGGUGCCAACGCUUAUCAAUACAACUACUAUGGCAUGUCACGCGUCGUGGGCGGCACAGGUGCCCACGAAGCGUCCUGGCCCUGGCUCGUCAGCCUCCAGCAUGAGUGGAUACCAGACACGGGGCAUUUGUGCGGAGGGUCCCUCGUCCACCCGCAAUGGGUCCUCACGGCAGCCCACUGCUUUGACGAUGUCACCAACAUCAGCCUGGUGUAUGUGGUGAUCGGGGCCACCCAGUUGACUCAACCAGGGCCUGGGGCACAAGUCCGCUACGUUAAGCAGCUGCGCCUUCACCAAUACUAUAAUAAAGUCAACAUGAAGAACGACAUCGCCAUGCUGGAACUGGACCAUCCUGUCAUGUGCAGCCCCUACAUCCAGCUGGCCUGUGUGCCCGAUCCGACACUAAGAGUGUCAGACCUGGCAUACUGCUUUGUCGCUGGCUGGGGUGCCACCACUGCAAGGGCUGCAAAAACAAGUGAUCUCCUGCAGGAGGCCCAGGUCCACCUCAUCGAUCUCAAGCUCUGCAACAGCAGCCAGUGGUAUGCGGGGGAAAUCCACAGCUCCAACUUGUGUGCUGGUUAUCCACAGGGCAUCAUCGACACCUGCCAGGGGGACAGCGGUGGUCCUCUCAUGUGCAAAGACAACGUGGCUGACUACUACUGGGUUGUUGGAGUGACCAGCUGGGGAAGAGGCUGCGCAAGACCAAAGCAGCCCGGAGUCUACACCUCCACUCAGUACUUCUACAACUGGAUGCUGGCUGAGAUGGCUGCAAGCCCAUAUAGAAGGGCUUCUCUAGCAGCACAGGCUUGGGGUCAUUUUCCAACUGCCCCACAACCCACUCAGUAUCCAUGGAUGAGACCACCUGCCACGCAACCACCAUGGACAAGACCAACUGCCGCACAGCCGCCAUGGACGAGACCACCUGUCACACAGCCGCCAUGGACAAGACCACCCGUCACACAGCCACCGUGGACGAGACCACCCACCACAAAGCCACCAUGGACAAGACCACCUGCCACACAGCCACCAUGGACGAGACCAACAGCUGCACAGCCACCAUGGACGAGACCACCCACCACACAGCCGCCAUGGACAAGACCAACUGCCGCACAUCCACCAUUGACAAAACCACCGGCCCCAGAGAAGCCGAAGCCACUGCCGAAGCCAAAGCCAACAUCAUCGGACCAGGUUAGCUCCUGUCCAUAUCCAGCUGAUGAGCUGGUGAAAUUCUUUACUCAGGUGAAGGAUCUCCUCCAGGAGGUCUUUGGGGAAAAUACAAUUUGAGCAGCAGGACAGACAGGAUCCAGUGUGAGCUGCAGUACACCACGACCACUUCCUGAUGGUGCAAUGCCUACUGAUCCAAAGGCUGCCUCAGAGUCAAAAGUCUACUCUGUCCUGCCUACACUCCUCUUCUGCAUGCAGGCAAACACUGAAGUUGACUUAAUUGUUGAAAUAAAGUUGCCUAUGUUCAC